AUGGAGAGAAUUAUUAUUUUGAUAUUACCUUUAGUGCUAUAUAUUGCACAAUGUCAAGGAGAGAAUGAUGAAGAUACAAUAUUGUCGGCAGUUUUAACACCAGAUAAAAAUUUAAUUCGACAAGAGCGAAGUUAUUACGAAAGAUAUGGCCGUCCAUAUGAUAGAUUAGAAGAUAGACCAUCAAGAUGUGGUCGGUGUGAUGAUGACGACGACGAUGAUGACUAUGAUAGAGGUCGUGAUAGAGAUGAUGACAAGAGAUCUAACAGACCAACUUAUGGUGGUCGGCGUGACAAAAAUAAAAAUUACGAUGAUGACGAGAGGAGGUACGAUAAUGACAGAAAUAAAGGCAACAAGAACGGAACCGAUGAUGAUAGUGAUGACAAAAAACGGCCAUAUGAUGAUGACAAAGACAGAGAUAGGCAUAGCAGUAGGAAAAAGCACAGAAACCGCUAUGAUGAUCGGGAUAGAUAUAGACCUGAUUAUUAUGAUAGGUUCUUGCGAGACCCGUAUAGGGAUAGAUAUGAUAGGGAUAGAUACGAUGAUCCUUAUUCCAGACGGCCGUACAGUAGAUAUCCGGAUAGAUAUGAUGACUAUGGAAGAUAUGACGGAUACGCGUAUACAGGAUACAGAAGACCAAGUUACGAUGAUCGAUACGAUAGAGGCACUGGUUAUGAUGACUCAUUUGGCGGAUAUGGACCGAGAGUAGAUCGAGGACCUCAUGAUAGUUUCAGGCCAUGGGAUGAGACUUAUCGAGGUCAAUCUGGCUGGGACACUAGUGGUAGGGGCUAUUACUUCGCGUCUGGAAGACCAGACGCUAGCGCGUGGGGACAGCGUGAAUAUUCUAGACCGGCAUCUGGUGGUUGGCAGGACGUUGGCUACAGUGGAUACUCUAACGGAUACGCUGGCUACAACACUAACCCCGGAUAUAAUAAUGCCGGAUACAGAGCCUCUAGCGGAUACGGUUAUCAGGACAUAAACGCGGGAUAUGGACAGUCUAGCGGAUGGCGAAAUGUUGGAGAGAGAAGACCUUAUAGAGAUCAGAGUGGAGUAGCAAAUCUUGAUAGAAAACCUCAAGCUCAAGACAACCGUUACGGACAAAGCCAACAUGGACAAAUAAUAACUUACCAACCUGGAACAUACUCGUAUACUCAAAGCAGCACUACACCAGCCAGUAGUUAUUUGUUCCAGAGGGAAGACGAAAUAGUUACACAAGAAACGACUCUACCGCCAUCU
Messenger RNA from Brenthis ino (lesser marbled fritillary), 1233 nucleotides. The record is from the annotation of a GenBank genome assembly. Lineage: Eukaryota; Metazoa; Arthropoda; Insecta; Lepidoptera; Nymphalidae.